AUGGAGGACGGAACAAGGGCUGGAACCGUUGAUCAGGGACGCAAGGAUUCAGUUUGGCGUCGGAUCUAUACACACAGUUGGGUCCAGAUUCUGCUGAUCAGUUUUAUCUGUUUUUGCUGUCCUGGGAUGUACAAUGCCCUCACUGGACUGGGAGGAUCUGGACAAGUGAAUCAAACAGUUGCUGCAAACGCUACUGUGGCGUUACUUGCAGCCACGGCAGCAACAGCGUUAUUUGUUGUUGGGCCGAUUUUCAAUCGCGUCGGUCCCCGUGUUUGUCUUCUUCUUGGCGGUUGGGCAUAUCCGUUGUACUCGGGGAGUCUCCUCUGCUUCAACUCGACCAAUAAUGGUGCCUUUGUGAUCGCCUCCGGUGCGCUCCUCGGCGUGGGCGCAUCGUUCUUGUGGGUCGCACAAGGAGCUAUCAUGACAACGUAUGUGCCCGAAUCACAAAAGGGACGUGCAAUCGCGGCGUUCUGGAUCAUCUUCAACCUCGGGGGUGGAGUGGGAUCUCUAGCCAGCUUUGGGCUGAACUAUAAUUCCACCAGCGGCACGGUCUCGAAUGCGACAUACAUCGCUCUCCUAAUUCUCAUGGGAAUUGGAUGGUUGAUGGGCGUGUUCAUCUGCCCCCCUGCAUCAGUUCGAGUGGCCCAAUUGAAAGCAAUCCCAGAGGAAGAAAAGAACUGGAAGCAGACGGCGCGAUUGUCCGUAAGUACCAUCGCUGAUUGGCGUGUCUUGUGCAUGCUGCCACUUUUCUUCUCGGCAAAUGUCUUUUACUCUUACCAGCAGAAUGUGGUCAAUGGCAUGACCUUUGAUAUCCGCACGCGCUCGCUUAAUGGUGCUUUUUACUGGAUUGCGCAGAUGUUGGGCGGCUUGAUCAUUGGUCUUAUUCUUGACUUUCCGGGUCUGAACCGACAGGUUCGCGCGAGGGUUGCUUGGGUAUUCCUUUUCGUGACUGGAAUGGCUAUCUGGGGCGGUGGUUAUGCGUUCCAGAAAUGGUCGUCGCGCCGCUUGGCCUUGGGCAUCAAGCAGGAUAUCGACUACAAGGACGGUUCUGCCUCCGUCGGUCCAAUGCUACUCUACAUCUUCUAUGGCGCCUACGACGCGUUUUGGCAGUCGUUCUGCUACUGGCUCGUGGGGGCUCGGUCUAAUUCGCCUGCUGUCACCGCGAUCUUGGUCGGUGCGUACAAGACCUUCCAAAGUGCGGGCGGAGCUAUGGCAUGGCGAAUCAAUGCAUUGGGGAAGCCUGCUAUGACCCAAUUUGCCAUGGAUUGGGGUCUGUGUAUGGGGUCGCUUGUCAUCGCCAUUCCUUCCGUUCUGGCGGUUACCCUGACCAGCGAUACUGAGCCCGAAAAGAUGAAGAGCAUGGAUGACCCGGAUUCGCCGGAUCCGCCGGAUUCCGAGAAGCACAAACCUGUGCUAAGAAAGUAA
This is a messenger RNA of Penicillium longicatenatum, 1425 nucleotides long. RefSeq names its product putative MFS transporter. The transcript is spliced from 3 exons. The record is from RefSeq and is a predicted model, not a curated record. NCBI's taxonomy places the organism in Eukaryota, Fungi, Ascomycota, Eurotiomycetes, Eurotiales, Aspergillaceae. Gene Ontology annotation, biological process: transmembrane transport. Gene Ontology annotation, molecular function: transmembrane transporter activity. Bases 1 to 1425 code for a protein of 474 amino acids.